CGAGCCCGAGGGCACAUUGUGCACAGCUCCUGCUGCCGGAGGUGCUGGAAGGACGGAAUAGGUGCCCGGGAGCCACACACCUGCCAGGACUCUGGGUCCUGCCCUGGAGAGUACUGAGCUGUGGAGAGAAGAGAGGUGCAGCUCCCUGCAGUCACUGAUGCAGAGGAAGAGGUGAAGGGAGAAGGGGCUGCUGGGUCUCCUUCCACCCCUGAAGCAAAGGAGACAGAGGACGAGUCGCUGAUGGACCGAGCAAGAGCUCUGCCCAACACCACACCUGACACUGCAGGUGAAUCUCCCAUCUCUGCUGAGACAUGGGAGGAGAAAAAGGGAUCCUCAAUGCUGGAAUAUGCCACAGCUCCAGAGGACAACACAAAGCCCUCAGCUCAGCAUGGGGCUGGUGACUCUGCUCAGGAGGUUCCUCUGCAGAAGAAGAAUGAAAACACAAAAGAGAAAAAUCAGCCCCCAUGUGAGAAAAUGCCCAACGUGAGUACGGAGACAAGUUGGAUCCGAGGAGCGGAGGCUGCCAGAAAGGAGGGUGCUGUGGCUGCAGCAGACAGCCCCAAGAACAAAAAGGAACAAAGGAAGCAGAAACCUGUGGAAAAGGCUAAAGAAAGUUCUGUGAGCCGCAAUGAGGGUGUUACAGUGUAUUUCCAUGCAAUAUUAUCCAAAGACUUCAAGUUCGACCCUGGUAGCCAUAAAGUGUUCAUCAGGGCCCAGGGCAUUCCUUCCUACGCUGAGUGGGAGGACAACAUCUGCGAGCUGGAGUGCACCCGGCCUCGGGGAAAACAUGGAUACCUCAUUGAAGGCGCUGUAACUCUCAGCAGAGAAAUCGUGGAUAAAUACAUUCCUUACAAGUACUGGGUGACCUGUGGGGAGGGGGAGUAUGAGUUCAUUUACAAGAAUCCAGUAUCCAAUAAUCCCGUGAAUCGCUGCUUAUUGAUAAACCGUAGAUUCCUCAAAAAUGGAGUGUGGCACCAGUAUGAUGACAUCGUGUGUGCAAAGCCUUCCAUGCUCAAAAACUUCCAGCAGAAAGUUGGUUUUGAUAAUAACAAGGAAGUGGCGAAAGGGAAGAAAAUUGCUGCCAAAAUUAUGUUAGAAAGUAUCUUCAGCAUUCUUGCAACCCGGAGUCCUGACAAUCUGAGGAAUUUCUUCUGUCAGCUGAAGCAGUUCCAUUACGUUGCAGUAGGCCAGCGGGUGUUUGAUGAUGGGCCAAUGACAUGGAAAGAGUUAAACUUCGGCGCAGAGCAGGUGAAGGAUUUACUGCUAAAAUAUGUGAAGAAAAUAGCUCUCCCUUUCCUUACACCAGAAGCAGCUCCAGAGGGCAGAGUCAUCCAAAGCAAACUGGCUGUGGGGCUCACCAUUCUUGUGGUAGUUGAGCACUAUUCGCUCUCAAUACCUAAAAGUGACCUGGCUGACCUGUGCAGCCUCCUGUGCUUGGAUCAGGUGUCACCACAAGUUGUACAGAAUGAGAUUGAUCACAUCAAAGAGGCUUUUUCAGGAGUUUCCAACUUGAGGAUUGACCUGACAAACCUUUGCCAGAGGUGCAUUGAACUUGACGUAGACCAGUGGGUGUGGGUCCUUCCCCUUCUGCAUUCCUUUGCUGCUCCCCUGCAGCAGGAGCACAGGCUGGUGGAGGAGGAUGCCUGGGCAGGGCUGGAAGGGCUUCCAUUUGCUGAAACCAGGAUGAAGCAACAUGUAGCAACCCGAAUGCUGGCACGAAUGAGAGAAAAGAGAUACUUGAUGGAAUUUGAUGGGACUCUAGUCAAGUCCUGGCUCUGUGUGGUGCCCCUGGGGAGCCUGGCUGACUUCAUAAAAGACUUCUCCAGUGACCCGUUAGUUACUCUUCAAGGUGUUUUGUACAGAUUGGAGAAUGCUGAGCUCUCGUGCGAUAGCUCUCAGUCCCAGGUGCUAGUGGGGAUUCUAAACACAGUGCUGCACGCCUUGGCUGAGCCCCCAGCCAGAGCUCUGGGGUCUCCUUCUUGGCGGUGCUGCUGGUCCCGCUGCCUCAGGCUGCAUGAGAGGCUCUGCAAGGCUGCCAGCACAGUGGGGUUGUUCCUGAUCCCUGCCACUGCUGCCACCCUGAUUGCCAAGGUUGCCCAGCUUCAGCCCCCAGCAGUUCCAGGGGAUGCUGUGGAGGAAGUCCCAAUGGAAGAGUUGCUCAGUGGAGCUCUGAGGGAAGCUCGUACCUGGUUCAGAAAGGUUUUAGAUCGCAAGUUACUGGAGAAGCACUCAGACCAUGUGAUCUUCUCUUUCUCCCCUGAACUUCAGGUCUGGGAUAAGUUUGUGAAAAUCAGCUUUCCAGAUAAGAAGUUCACCCAGAAAUGGAGGAGCGCUUUACUUGAAGAUCUGAAGAAAAGAAUCCAGCAGGAGCCUCCAGUGAACCAAAUCUUAGUGUACUGUUCUCAGCACCACCACAUCACAAAGACAGACUCCUCCAUCAGCCAGUGCUUCCAGAGCUGUGCCAUAGAGGCUGUACCUCCAGCUUGCCAGAUGCACAACAAUCUCCUGGAGCAGAUCUCUGCCUACAACAUGGGCAAGUUCAGCCAGCUCGUGUCUGCUGUCAUGGUGAAGUCGUGGCCAGUCAUGGCUGGGCAGUCUGAGGGGUAUUCUGAUACGAUUCUGCACCACCUGCUCACAUGGCCUGACAUCAAACAUAUCUUCAGCUUUAAUGAAACAAGCAAAAACCUUCUGGACACGCUCACAGAUGAAGCAAAGAAUGUCGUGGCUGUAGCAGACUCUGUGCUUAAGAGAGUCACCGAUGACAUCAACUGCCGCUGCAUCCUCGUGAAACACCUGGAGAAGGUUUUCCAGCACAAGGAACAGUUCCUCUGCAUGUGGGAGACAAAGCACCAGCAAUGGCCAAGUGAGGCAAAGGAGAAGUUCCAGAGAGGCCUGAAAGAACUGCUGGCAUUGAGGCAUGAAGAAGUCACACAGCUCAGAAGAGAGAAAGAAGCAAUCAGAACCUUCCUGAGAAUGUGCCGGGGGAUGCAGAAGCCUGUGAGAGUGGUUUUAGGUGAGGUGGAAUUUCAACACUCAGUAGAUCUUCACUCAAAAAGACUGGAUGAAGUGGUGAUAGUGGAAAAGAGGUCCCUGCAGACCUUCUACAGCUUGAGCCCAGAGCUGAAAGAGUUUGUCCACAAAAUGCACUCUUUUAAGGACAGCUCAAUCUUCCAGCAGUUCUGGGAGGAAUCAGUAGAGAAGGUAGGAGAGAAGUAUGAGCGUGACUCUUCGGAGGAGGAUGAGGAGAUUGUUCCUGAGCUGGGCCUUAAUGAUAUUUUGAACUGCAUUAUCCGCCCUUGCUUUAACAGCUAUGCAGAGCUGUAUGAUGAACUCAGAUCAGGAAGUCUUACACUUUCUGCAGUUGAUAGAAUUUUCCAGGAGUUCAUAGGUCAUCCUGAACGUCUCAAAGCAGAGCUGAACACCAUCUGUGAGCUUCGGCCUGCAGAGGACAGAGGCUGGGUUGACCAUCGAGUCCAGCAGAUCCAGCAGUACCAUGAAAUGAAUUCAACCUGUGAAGCUGCCAAGAUCAUUGACUGUGUGAAAGAGAGUUUAGGCCUCUCUGGUGACUUCAGUAUCCUGGAAAACUUGUUGCAUAUAACAGAAAAGCUUGAACCCUACCAGACCCAGAAGCUGGAUUCCAUCAGCCCUGAGCUCGUGCAAGCCAAGCAGAUUCUGGAGGGGAUAACUCAGCCCCGCUGUAGCUGUCUGAGGGAGCUCGCCCGGCAGAAGGAGUUUGUCUGCUGGGUCAGAGAAGCACUGAAAGACAUAAAUGAGCUGAAGGUGUUUGUUGACCUGGCCUCUAUCUCAGCGGGGGAGAACGACAUGGAUGUGGACCGUGUUGCCUGUUUCCACGGCGCUGUGCACGGCUACUCCUCCCUGCUCUACGAGCUCCACCAGGGCUCAGGCUUCGAGGACUUCAUGAGGUGCUUGGAGAAGCUGUGGCGAGCCUUGGACAGUGAUAAGAGCCUCCCCAAGAAACUGCGUGCCUCGGCUCAGCACCUGGAGUGGCUGAAGACAGUGAAGGAGAGCCACGGCUCUGUGGAGCUGUCCUCGCUGUCCCUGGCAGCUGCCAUCAACAGCAGAGGGGUCUAUGUGCUGAGGGCACCAGCUGAUGGCCAGAAGGUCUCCUUGGACAGUGUCCUGCGCUUCACCCUCCCGGCGACCUCUGGGGACACUGAAACCUCCCAGAAGUACUCGCUGGCAGAGCUCCGCGAGCUGCAGAACAAACUGAUGCUCAUGUCUGCCAAGGGAGAGCAAGGCCUGGAGGUGGAGAGGUUCUCUGAGGUCUUUUCCAAUGUCCAGAGACUUGCCCAGGCCUUUAUAGACCUGUACUCAGCUGGGAACAUGCUUUUCCGCUCCUGGCUUGCCCAGGUGUAUUGUUCACCCCACAGAGAAUCCUGUGUUUUUAUAGACUUCUCUCUGGGCCCCAUCCCAGUGCUGGAAGGGCAAGGGGAUAUGGCAGCUGUGCUCCCAGCCCUCUGCAAGACCAUGGAGAGUUUCCUGGAGAGCUGGAAAAGCUUCAUGAAUGCCAGGCGUUGUGAGCAUUUCUACCUGAACUACUACAGUGCGGAGCAGCUGGUGUUCCUGUGCUUGGAGCUGGGCCGGGGCAGCCCCAGCCAGGCUGCCCUCAUGAUGCUCUCCUUCCUCAACCCUCACUGCACUGAGCAGGAUGCCCUCACAACCCUCAGGAGCCAGUGCCCUCCCAUUUCAGGGAAGGCUGCUUCUGACUUCCAGGUGCUGCUGGAUGGGGAGAGGGACCUGAGUGCCCGGCUGAAGCGCAUCUGGGAAUGCUACAUGAGCAACAUGGGCUCCUUCCUCCCCAGCUGCCUGGACAUCGACACACUGGGCCUGUGGCUGAAGAACCUGGCCAGCAGUGGCAGGGAAUGCAUCACCAGAGACUUCCCUCAGGAUCUGCUCUGUGUGGGCCAGCCCAACCUCAUCCUCUGCCCUCGCUCCGAGGUGCUCAGCUCUGCCCUGGCUAUUUACAUGAACAGUCCUGAGCAGCCCCUUCCCACCUUUGAUGAGGUGCUGCUGUGCACGCCCCAGACCAGCGCAGAGCAGGUGGGGCUGUUCCUGCACAGGUGCCUCAUUCCCUGCCAGGGUGGGAACAAGAUUUACACCAUGCUCUAUGCAGAUGAGCUGAGCUAUGAGGUCAGCUGCAGGGCAGAGGAGCUGUUCCAGCACCUGCAGUGCUGCAACAGCUCCUACAGGCUCGUCAUCCUGUGCAACUGCGAGCGGGAGAACAGCUACCUGCCCUCUGCCUUCAGCCACUACAAGGUGCACAUGAUUCCCCAGAGGUCACAGGAAGAUAUCCAGCAGUACCUGCAGCGCCACUUCCGAGUGGCUCAGCCCUCCAGCUCAGCUGCAGCCGUGUUCAAGGAGCACAUGUGUGUUGGGAUUGUGUCCUCCAAAAGAGCUGGCAUGGGGAAAUCUCUGUAUGUGAAGAGGCUGCAUGAGAGACUGCAAAAAGAUCAGCCUGACUGCACAGAACUUCUGAAAACCAUCAGACUGAUUGAACCAGAAGUGGAUGAAGAUAAAGUGCUGAAAUCUCUUCUGCCUUUUCUGGAGAGAGAACACCAGACAAAGCCCAUGAUAUUCCAUUUUGAUAUCACCUCCUCAGUGCAGCGUGGAAUCCCAGAGUUUCUUUUCAAGCUGUUGGUUUUGCAGUACCUGACAGAUAAUAAUGGCAAUAUGUGGCUACGGCAGAAGUGUCAUCUGUACAUCAUUGAAAUCCUGGAGUUGUCCCCAGUGCCAAAGACAGCAGCCAGACAUAUGUCAGUGCGCCAGAAGUAUCACUUCUUGGAUGUGUUCCCUAAAAUAAUGUGCAAGUCUCCCAAAGAAGUGCUAGACAUGGAGACACUUGAGAACCAUUCUGGGGAUGUGGGAAUGGACAUGGAGGAAUUUCGCAGUGAGGCUUUCCAGAGACCCUUCCAGUACCUGAAGAGGUUUGACCAGGGCUGUGACCUGGACAGGUUCCGGUACAAGGUGCUCUCGGUGGAAGGCAGACCUGCAGAAUGUGUGCAGCACUUCCUUCUGCACUGCGGGGUCGUGGAUCCCUCUUGGGCAGAGCUCCGCAACUUCACCUGGUUCCUCAACGUUCAGCUGAGAGACUGCGAGGCUUCUGUCUUUUGUGACCCUGGCUUUGUUGGGGACACUUUGAAUGGUUUCAAGAGCUUUGUGGUUGGCUUCAUGAUUUUAAUGGCACGGGAUUUUGCUACGCCCUCCCUGAGCAUUUCCGACCAGAGUUCAGGAAGACAAUCCUCCCACCUGGAGAACGUCACAGAGGAAGAUCUGCUUCCUUUCCGCAUCAGGAAGAGGUGGGAAUCAGAACCUCAUCCCUACCUGUUUUUCAAUGCAGAUCAUACAUCCAUGACAUUCAUGGGUUUCCACAUCCAGCAGACCAGAAAUCACAUUGAUGCCAUCGAUCCUCUGAAUGGGAACGUCAUCAAGAAGGACAUCAUGACUGCCCGGCUGUACCAGGGCUUGUUAUUGCAGGGGGUUCUCUUCAAUGUGCCCUUCAAUCAGCUGCCCCGCAAGGAGAAGCUCGAGAGGCUCUGCAUGGUGCUGGGGCUCCCCAAGGUGUUUGACCCCGACAAGACAUAUGAGCUCACCACGGACAAUGUGCUGAAAAUCUUGGCCAUUGAGAUGCGAUUCCGCUGCAACAUCCCAGUGGUCAUCAUGGGAGAAACAGGCUGUGGGAAAACCAGGCUGGUAAAGUUCCUGUGCCAGUUACGCAGCAGGUCUGCAGAGGUGGAGAACAUGAAGCUUGUCAAGGUUCAUGGAGGUACCACAGCAGAGAUGAUCUACGCCAGGAUCAGAGAAGCAGAAGCCCUGGCUAAAUCCAACAAGGAGCAGCACGGGUUGGACACUGUCCUCUUUUUUGAUGAAGCCAACACAACAGAGGCUGUGAGCAGCAUCAAGGAGGUUCUGUGUGACCGCACGGUACAGGGGGAGCCUUUAGCCUCUGACUCAGGCCUGCGGAUCAUCGCAGCCUGCAAUCCCUACCGGAAGCACACGGACAGGAUGAUCCGACGCCUGGAGCUGGCUGGGCUGGGCUACCGGGUGAAGGCUGACGACACCCGGGAGAAGCUGGGAUCCAUCCCACUGAGACAGCUCGUGUACCGGGUGCACGCGCUCCCACCCAGCAUGAUCCCACUGGUGUGGGACUUUGGGCAGCUCAACAACCACAUGGAGAAGAUGUACAUCCAGCAGAUGGUGCAGCAUGUGGCGGAGCAGCUGCCCAUGGCCAAGGAUGAGGUGAGGACAGUCACAGAGGUGCUCUUUGCCUCCCAGCAGUACAUGAGGCAGAUGGAUGACGAGUGCAGCUUCGUCAGCCUGCGGGAUGUGGAGCGCUGCAUGGAGGUGUUCAAGUGGUUUUACAGGCACAGCCACAUGCUGCUGAUGGAGCUGACAAAGUACCUGGCUGAGAGGAAAGCUCCCAAGCACAGCGGUGACAGAAACAAUGUCAUCUGGUCCUUGGUGCUGGCGGUCAGCGUCUGCUACCAUGCAUCCCUGGAAAGGAAGGAGCCGUACAGGACUGCCAUCAGCCAGGUCCUCCCAAAGCCUUACAAUACCCAGAAAAAGAUUUUGGAAGAAAUCUCCCUGAUGCAGGACUUAUUCCUGAGUGGGGUGCCACUCCAGGAUACCAUAGCAAGGAACUUGGCCUUGAAGGAAAAUGUCUUCAUGAUGGUCAUCUGUAUUGAGCUGAAAAUCCCUCUUUUUCUUGUCGGGAAGCCUGGGAGCUCCAAAUCCCUGGCAAAAACCAUCGUGGCUGAUGCUAUGCAGGGCCAAGCAGCUCAUUCUGAUUUGUUCAAGCACCUGAAGCAGAUCCAUCUUGUGUCUUUUCAGUGUAGCCCUCUCUCCACUCCAGAGGGCAUCAUAGGCACUUUCAAGCACUGUGCUCGAUUCCAGGAAGGGAAGAACUUGAAGGAGUAUGUAUCAGUGGUGGUUUUGGAUGAGAUUGGGCUGGCAGAAGACUCUCCCAAAAUGCCCUUGAAGACUUUGCAUCCGCUUUUGGAGGAUGGCUGCAUCGAUGAUGUCCCUGAUGCUCACAAAAAGGUUGGCUUCAUCGGGAUUUCCAACUGGGCUUUGGACCCUGCUAAGAUGAAUCGAGGUAUCUUUGUGUCUCGUGGGGACCCCAGCAGAGAGGAGCUCAUCAAGAGUGCAGAAGGCAUUUGCUGCUCGGCACGAGGGGCUCUGCAGAAGGUCGAGCAGUAUUUCCAGCACUUUGCAGAUGCAUAUGAAAACAUUUGCAAGGCUCAAGACAGGGAGUUCUUUGGCCUUCGUGACUACUACAGCCUCAUAAAGAUGUUUUUUGCCUUAGCUAAGAGCUCCAAUAGGGACCCCACACUUCAGGACAUUGCCACAGUGGUUCUUCGUAACUUCGGUGGCAAAGAUGAUGUCAAUGCCUUGGAAAUAUUCACUUCCAAGUUGCCAGAAAAAGGGGAGAUACGUGCUUGUGAUAUCAGUAGGAUAGAGCUGAUCCGACAGAACAUUUACAGCAGUGCUGAGGAUGGGGACUGCAGGUACCUGCUUGUUUUGACUGAGAACUAUGCGGCACUGCAGAUCCUCCAGCAGACUUUUUUCACUGCCCAACAGCAGCCAGAAAUCAUCUUUGGCUCCAGUUUUCCUAAGGACCAAGAAUAUACCCAGAUAUGCAGGAACAUCAACCGAGUGAAGGUCUGCAUGGAAACUGGCCAGAUGGUUGUGCUCCUCAACUUGCAGAACCUCUACGAGAGCCUCUAUGAUGCCCUCAACCAGUACUACGUGUACCUGGCUGGGCAGAAGUACGUAGAUCUGGGGCUGGGCACGCACCGGGUGAAGUGCCGGGUGCACCCCAAGUUCCGCCUGAUAGGUCACCACCUUCUCACGGCUGCUCACCAGUGCUGACGCUGCCUGCCUGGGGAGGGAGGUGCAGGGCAAGGCCCAGAGGCCCCAGAUCCUGUUCCUGCAGCAGUUUGACACAGAGUACUCCUUCCUGAAGUGCAUCCGAGAGUUCCUGGAUUCCACUUCAGAAAAUAAAGUCCUCAUUAUUCAGACAGACUUUGAAGAUGGCUCUAAGGAUGCCCAGCUCAUCACCUCAGCCAAGUACGCUGUUGUCAAUGAGAUCAACAAGGUAGACCUGGGAGAGGUCUCUGUCUUUGUUUACUUUAUCAUGAAGCUUUCCCGGCUGGAAGGAGGAACAUCCUACAUGGGAUUCCAUGGAGGGCUGUGGCAGUCAGUGCACAUCGACGACCUCCGCAGAUCCAAGUACAUGAUCUCUGACUUGACAGCCCUGCAGAACCUCACCAUCAGCCAGGUGCUCUCUCAGGAUCAAGGUGCAACCAGAGCUCUGCCUGCCAAUGGAGAAGCACAGCAGGAGGAGGUUGGAGCACCAGUGCCAGGAGCAGAGCACCAUGAGGGUGAGAUCCUGGACACCACAGUGCUGCUGAGGACCUGUGUGCAGAGUGCUGUGCGCAUGCUGCGGGACCAGAACGAGGACCUGAGCCGGAGCAGGAGGAGAAUUGAGAUUCUGCUUGGCCUUUUCUCCAAAGAGGAUGAGCUGAAAGCCUCUUUCCUGAAGAUAACCAAGUCUCGUCUCUCCAGCCUGCUGAAGAAGCAAGAAGAAAAUUCCCUUCACCCAGAAAACUGGGUGUUUCGGGAGGCUUCCAACCUCAGUGCUCUGCAAGAGGCAGGUACCUUCAGGCACGCCCUGUGGAAGCGAGUGCAGAAGGUGGUCACUCCUUUCCUGGCUCUCCUGGUCGCUGUCAUGGACAGGAAUGGCAAUCUGGAGCUGCUGGCCAGGGCAGGAACAAACUGGGUGACAAACCUGUGGAUGUUCAUCUUCAAUGACACCAAAUUCCUGAGUGUGGGGAGGAACAGCCCUCAGCCAGAGAUAAUCGUGGUGCAGAACAACAUGACGGUAUCUGCUGAUGCUGGGAAUGAGAUGCCCUUCAGCUGGAGGAUAAAGGAGUACCUGGAAGAGAUGUGGGUGGAGACUCAGUACAUCCAAAACACUGAAGGCCAUGCUGAGAAGUUUGUGGAAUACUUCCAGAAGACUGCCCUGGGAAAAUUCAUCUCUGUUCUGACUGGGGAAGAAAGGCAGCUGCUCUUUGAGUGCUACAUCAGAGACUUUAUUGUCUUGACUCUCAGUGUGUCCUCCCAGGAGCAGCUGCAGUGUCUGCGUGUGGCGUUCCUGUCUUGUGUUAAGGAGUGGAUGGCAGAGUCCCCCUGGACAAAGGAGCUGGUGCCCUCCCUGCCCUGGGCCCACCUGGCACACAACCAGUUCAAGAGCCGCCUGCAGAACUUCUCCAGGAUCCUGGCUGUGUACCCCUGUGUGACUGGCUACCUCCUGACCCAGGAAGAACGGAGAAUUCCAUGCUCUGAGAUGGUUCUGGACGUGCUGGCUGCCAUGGUGUGUGCUGAGGAGCUGGAGAAGCUGGUGCAGACAGCCUCCCCUGAGCUCUGGCUGCAGGGAGUGAAGAACCUCCAUAUGCCCAUUGAAUUCCUGUGCAAAGAGGAGAGUGCCCAGCGUAGAGGCAGCCACUGCCAUCAGCUGCUGAGGAAGCUCAGGGCCUGCUGGAGCCGUGUGUUUGCCAUGGCACUCUUCGUGGAACACGUCCUGUUGGACAUCCACACCGUCAUGCCAGAAUUUGAGGAUUUAGUGAGAAAAUACACUUUGCUUCUUGCCAAGUGUUUCCAGCAUGAUUCAGACAUCAAGUCUCAUCCAACCUUUUCUGCGGUGCUGAGAGUGCUGCAUGAAUGCAAGGAUGAGGUCAGCAGCAGGCUCUGCAGGCAUGGUCUGGAGGUGUGUCCCAUCUGCCUGGGAGAGCCAAAGGACCCCGUCUGUCUGCCCUGCAACCACGUGUUCUGCCACAAGUGCAUCAGCCAGUGGCUGGUGCCAGCACAGAUGUACUGUCCCUACUGCAGGGCUGUUGUGGAGGAUUUGGAGUUAACUGUCACUGAGGAGCUCAGAGCUGCCAUAGCAAAGAAGGCCCUGUUCCGGCAGAGGUGCAAUAAUUUCUUCAUUGACAUGGUCACCACCAUGUGCUUCAAGGACAACAAGCCCCCUGAGCCACAGGUGAUCCAGAGCCUCCUGGAUCUGCUGUUUGUUGAGAGAAAAACAGUCUUGAAAGACACAAAUCACUCUGCUGUCUACACAAAAUUCCUGUCCCCUUUUCAUGAUGAGGUGGAUAAAACUCCCAUCAUCCGCUCUGUGAUGCUGAAGCUGCUCCUGAAGUACAGCUUCAAUGAAGUGAAAGAUGAUGUGCAGCGUUACCUGUCCCAGGUGGAGCACAGCAAGCUCCUAGAGAAAAAUGAUAAAAAAGAGCUCUACUUGCUUUUUGUCAACUGCUUGGAGGAUUCCAUGUGUGAGAAGUUAGAGGACAGCCUGGGAUGUGGGCAUGGAAACAGUCUGCCUGAGGACAGAACCUUUCCAGAGAACUACCUGCCAGCCAGCAGCAGAGAGGCUCCCCAGGAAGCCUCUGUGGAAUACCUGCAGGCCGUGGCUGAGGUGCGCCUGUGCCUGAGCAGGGCUGCAGAGCUCAUCUUUGACCUGCAGCAGCACACGGAGCCAGAGCAGAUGAAGGAGAUGCAGCGUUACCUGAAGAACGUGGAGGAGUUCUGCAACCUUGCCAGGAAUGACUGGCACCGUGUGUACCUGGUCAGGAGGAUUGCCAGCCAGCACGGGAUGGCAUUUGCUCAGAAGUUGGUCACAGAGCCACGGUUCAGUUGGGUGUUCCCAGCAGAAAUUCUGCAGCAGGUCCAGCACAGCCAGUACAACCACAUGGACCGGUAUCUGGUGUAUGGGGAGCGGUACUGGGCCCUGCGCGACGCCGUGGGACGAGCCAUGAUGGAGGGCACGGCCCAGGGGCUGCUCGAGGCCCAGGAGGCCUCCAGCAGCCCCCCAGCUCUGGAAUCUGCCCACCUGCUCCUGGCCAUCUUCCGAGAGGUCACUGCUCUGUAUGGGAAUCCAAGCCUUCAUCCCAAGCAGCAGCAAACAGAGGUGAUGACUAGAUUCAUCCAGUGCUCCCGAGUGCUGAAUUCCCCUGAGCUGAAGCUCCUUGCAGUUGCCCUGGUGAAGAACACCCUGCCUGGGCUGGUUGUGGAGCCACAGGGCCACAGCCAGCAGGGAGCCCUGGUGGAGAUGGCUGUGCACAUGGCUGCUGUGUUGCUCUGCGGGCACAGCCUUGUCCUGCAGCCCCUCAGGAACCUGGCCUUCCAGCCAGACACCAUGCAGAACUCCUUUCUGCCCACGAUGCCUGAGGACAUGAUGGCUCAGGCAAGGACCUGGGAGGGAAUGCAUGGUCUACACUGGUAUGAAUGUCCCAAAGGCCACCCCUGCACUGUGGGAGAGUGUGGGCGCCCCAUGGAAAAGAGCCGCUGUCCCGAAUGCCACGUCAUCAUUGGAGGCAGAAACCACGUACCCGUGAAGGGCUUCCGUCGUUCCAGCAAACGUCCAGACAGAACUCAAACUGGCCACAUCCUUGGAGAUGUUGAGCACAGAAGGACACUGGGAACGUCUGACAGGGGUGUGUCCCCCGUGGUCUUUGUGCUGCUCCGUUUGCUCACCCACCUGUCCAUGCUGCUGGGAGCCUCCAGAGACCCUCAGUCCCUGGGAAGGAUGAUCAAGCCAACAGUGGAUGAUGUGGUGAGCUUCCUGCAGCAGCACAUUCAGGAGGACUUGGCACAGCUGACCAGGAUUUUGGGGAAGAGUGUGGAUGACACUAUCAACAUCCUGCACCUGGUGCUCAGCAGCCUCCUGCAGGCCCCCCGGCGGCAGCCAGGGAUGGUGUGGUUUGAUGAGUUUCUGUCCACCAAGGACAAGAGAAACAAAUGGGAAGAAAUUGUUGCAAGCACAAUUAUUGUUCCUGAAUUGGAGAAUUUGGAUAAAAAACUUCUGAAGUUAAACCGACAGAUACAAGAGGAUGAGAGAAUCUCUUCCAACCCCAUAGUGAAAAUAGUGUAUGGGGACCCAGCUGCAUUCCUGUCCCAGCUGCCACAGGACAGCCACAUCCACCAUUCCAGGAUGUGGAGCUGCCGCAGGAGGGUUUCAGUGGAGAACCUGGGCCACAUUGUGCAGCAGAAGAAUGCCAAGGACACCGUCCCUCUCCUCUGGAAAUUCCUGCAGAAGGAAAGUGAGCUGAGGCUGGUGAAAUUCCUACCAGAGAUUCUGGCUCUACAGAAAGAUUUGGUGAGGCAAUUCCAGAACACAGCAGAGAUCAAAGACUGCUCCAUCAGGGAAUUCUUCAGGGAGCCCCACUCAGGUGUGAUGAGGGACCUGUUGGAGAGGAGAGUGAAUGUGUUUCUGUCUGUCUGGAAUAAGCUGAGAAGCUCCCUGGACACCAAUGGGGAAAUCAAGCUGCCUGAAAGCUACUGUAAUGCCGAGCUGAGCCUGGACAGCAGGCUGGAGGUGCUGCUGCCGCGGCGGCAGGGGCUGGGGCUGUGCUCCACGGCACUGGCCAGUUACCUCAUUGGGCUGCACAACGACUUCGUAUACUCUGUCAUCAGAGACACUGAGGAGGAUGACAGAUACCUGGUCAGCCCCUCAGAAGUGGCCGACCUGCACCUGAUCAGUUAUGAUGUGGAGAGGGACCUGAUCCCUCUGAUCCUGUCCAACUGCCAGUACAGCAUGGAGAAGGGAGGGGAGACCUUGCAGGACUUUGAUCUGGAGAGGAUCCAGCAGCAAGUGAUCAGCAAGUUCCUACAGGGGAAGCCACUCAUCAGGCUAACGGGAAUCCCCACCCUGGUGUACAGACAUGACCGGAACAAUGAGCAGCUGUUCAGUGAUGUCAGGAACAAGCUGGAGCAGACUGCUCUGCCCAGUUCUGUGAUGAACAUGAUCAGUGGGGAGCUGCAGUCCUACAGUGAUGUGUGUGAUGCUCUGUCCCUCACUGAGAUUACCCUGAGCUUCCUGGCCGUUGCUGGUGAGAAUGCUGACAUGCUGCUGACUGACUACAUUGAGGAAGUCCUGCAGAUGGGGGAUCAGACAGACCCUCACUUGCUGCAGGCCCUCAGACGGUGCCAGCUCAGGCACAGCAUAGCCCUGUGGCAGCUCCUGUGUGCCCACAAAUCUGAGCAGCUGCUGCGCCUCGGCAGGGAUCCUUUUGCAGAUGUCAGUCGUGCCUACAAAGAAGAGCUCACCCCAGAGCUUGUCAAGCUCCUGCACACCUUCCUGGUCCACUCCAGCCUGGAAACCUUCCUGCAGGAGCUCCAUGAAAUGAUCAUCCUGAAGUUGAGAGGUGUCCAAGCUGUGGAGGAAUUCAAUCCCAUGUGGAGCCUCAAGGAAUCACUCUUGCCUUACCUUGAUGCCAAAGGCUCUGAAUUAGCUGCGGAGCUGGAAGACUCAUUCCCAGAUGAGAUUCUUCUGUCUCAUGCUGCUGGUACCUGGAAAGCAGCUGCUGUCUUCAAGAGGGAGCACAGGGACAGUUAGGACAGAACACUGCCAGGGAAUGCCACAACACCCAUGUCAGGGCUUCUGGGACUCUGGGCAUUUGUUUGGGCCUUGUUGGUUGUUCUUUGGGGUUGUUGUUUUUACACCUGAUGUGAAGAGUGGCCGUGGAGGAAGGGAAGGGUGAAAAAGACCCAGCAACUUGGUGUGAAGCCUGGAUUGCCACAGCUCCAGAGCCACUGGAGGAACAUGAAUAUGAAAAAUGCGUAUUUUAUUAUUGGCUUUUUUUCAAAUAU
Messenger RNA from Zonotrichia albicollis (white-throated sparrow), 14664 nucleotides. The record is from RefSeq and is a predicted model, not a curated record. NCBI's taxonomy places the organism in Eukaryota, Metazoa, Chordata, Aves, Passeriformes, Passerellidae.